GGGGAUUAGACGGAGUCGUAUCGCAAACUCCCAUAAACCCUAGCGGCCGUCGUCCCCACUCCCCUUCCCUCCCGCCCCGGGCUCCCGGCCAUGGCGAAGACGAAGCCCAUGGCGGCGGCGGCGGGCGAGAAGAAGAAGAGCAAAGGGAAGAAGAAGGGCAAGAACGGCCCCGCCAAGGUGGCCAUGAAGGCGCGCGCGGCGGCGGCGGAGGAGCGGAGCAACCCGUUCGAGGCCAUCUGGUCGCGCCGCAAGUUCGACGUGCUCGGCAAGAAGCGCAAGGGCGAGGAGCGGCGCGUAUCGCGGGCCCGCUCGGAGGCCAUCCGCAAGAGGGAGAACACGCUGCUCAAGGAGUUCGAGGAGAGCGCCAAGUCUUCCGUGUUCCACGACCGGCGUAUCGGCGAGAGGGACGACACGCUGCCCGAGUUCGACAAGGCCAUCCUCCGCCAGCAGCGCGAGCGAUUGGCGAAGUUGAAACGCGAAAGUAAAUACAAUCUACCUGAUGAGGAUGAAGACGAAAUCAAUGUUCAUAACCUGCUCUCGGAAAAGGACGAUUUUGAUGAAGAGGUGCCUUUUGAUGAUGCGAGUGAUGAGGAAGAUAAAAUGGUUCUCUCAAAGAAGCGGCUAUCUCUCCAAGGUGGUGACCGCCCUUCAGAGACUGAUCUGCCACAGGAAACACAUGGGCAUAAGAGCAAGAAGGAAGUUAUGAUGGAGAUUAUUUCAAAGAGUAAAUUUUAUAAGGCCCAAAAAGCCAAGGAGAGGGAAGAGGAUGAGCAUCUGGUAGAUAAGUUAGACAGCGACUUUGCAUCAUUGGCCCAGACACAGGCGCUAUUGUCCUUGACAGAGUCAACUAAGGUCAAGGCGAAUAAAAGUGAUUCAAGUGCUGGCUUGACAGGGAAGGAGAUAUUUACAAAGGCAAAGUCGGACACAUAUGAAAAAAUGGUGAAAGAAAUGGUGAUGGAUCAACGUGCUCGUCCAUCAGACAGGACUAAAACCCCUGAGGAAAUUGCACAAGAAGAGAAAGAACGUCUUGAGAAGUUGGAGGAAGAGCGCCAAAAAAGAAUGCUUGGAACUGCUGAUUCAUCUGAUGAGGAUGAUGACAAUGAGGAUGAUAACCACAUGAAGCUGGAUAACUCAAAACCUAUAUCUGGUGAUGAUCUUGGCGAUUCCUUCACUGAUGAUUCAAUAAGAAAGAAAAAGGGUUGGGUUGAUGAAAUCUAUGAAAAGGAGGGUAGAAAGAUUGGUGAUGAUGCAGCAGCAUCCGAUGAUGAAGAAAGUGAUGACGAACAUGCCGAUGAUGAUGAGUCUGAUGAUGAUGACGAUGAUGCUGAUGCAGAGGAUGAUUCAAAUGACUUCGGUAAUAUGUCUGCUAGAGAUUGGGAGCAAAGUGAUGAUGAUGAAGUUGAUGCAGGGGACGAUGAAAUGGAGGAUGUUCAUGAGAAGGAACAAGAGAUCAGUGGUAAAGUGACGAAAAGAGAUGCACAAAUUUUGAAAAAAGAAUCUAAUGUGAAAAUGCAAGUCAAGGAUGGCAGUGUUCCUUUUGUUAUCGAUGCACCAAAUAACCUGAAAGAUCUAUCCUCCUUGCUCGAUUGUCGUUCUGAAACUGAAAUAAUUGAGAUUAUUAGUCGAAUACGCACAUGCAAUUCAAUAAGGCUUGCAGCUGAAAACCGAAGGAAAAUGCAAGUUUUCUAUGGUGUUCUCUUGCAGUACUUCGCAGUUUUAGCUACUCAGAGUCCAGUGAAGUUCAAAAUAAUCGACACACUUGUUAAGCCUUUAAUUGAGAUGAGCGGAGAGACUCCAUAUUUUGCUGCUAUCUGUGCAAGAGAGCGACUUAUUCAUACACGCACUCGUCUAUGUGAAGAUAUUAAGGUUCCAGGAAAGAGCAGCUGGCCAAAUCUGAAGACGUUACUUCUCCUGAGAUUAUGGUCUCUAACUUUCCCCUCCUCUGACUUCCGCCAUGUUGUAGCAACUCCAAUGCUUCUACUUAUGUGCGAAUAUCUGAUGCGAUGCCCUAUUCAAUCUGGUCGAGAUGUUGCUGUCGGUUCUUUCUUGUGUUCCAUGGUGCUUAUGGCUACUAAAGAAUCAAAGAAGUUCUGCCCUGAAGCUAUUGCUUUUCUGCAAUCUCUUUUGGUAACAUCUCUUAAAGGAAAAGUAGGAACUCAUCUGCAGAAUCAGAUUAAUGAUCAAUUUAUGGAGCUCAAGACACUGAAACCAUGGCUCAAUAUCCGUGAGCAAGUGCAUGAGGUGAAUCCAGUGAAUGUACUAGAAAUCAUGGGCAUGGAUCCUGAUGCCCCUUAUUUUUCAUCGGAUGAUUUUAAGGCUGGUGUACUCUUAUCUGUGGCCGAGUGUUUAAGAGGCUUUGUUAUUAUACAUGAAGAACUAAGCUCUUUCCCAGAAAUCUUCCUUCCAAUAUCCUCUCUGCUGCAAGAAAUUUUGGAUAAAUCUGAAGUGCCUGGCCUGUUACGAGACAUUUUCCUUGAAGUCAUUGACUUGAUUAAAAAGAGAAGUGAUGAGCACCAUGCUUCAAGAGAGCCGCUCCGAAUGCGGAAGAAGAAGCCUGAACCAAUCAAGCAGUUGAAUCCAAAAUUCGAAGAGAAUUACAUAAAGGGUCUCGAUUAUGAUCCUGAUCGAGAAAGGGCACAAAUGAAGAAGCUGAAGAAACGUCUCAAGAGUGAGAAGUCAGGGGCAAUGCGUGAGCUGCGCAAAGAUAAUUACUUCCUAUCUGCUGUGAAGGAGAAAGAGAGGAUUAAGCAAGAGCAAGAGAGAGCUGAGAAGUAUGGAAAAGCCAUGGCAUUCCUUCAAGAACAGGAAAGUGCUUUCAAAUCUGGACAGCUAGGGAAAGGAAAGGGCAGAAAAAGGAGGCGGUGAUACAUUCUUCAUGUUCAGCAGUUUGGCCGGUGUAAAUAUACGGGUAAUGCUGCCCUUGCAACUCAGUUUGUGCAUCCUCCUGCUGUACUGGAGGCAGCGUGAGCUGCUUUGUCUAACUUGAAGCUGGUCGAGACACCGAACAGAUGUCGUAUGGAGCUUUGCCUGAAGAGUGACCACAUAGCUAUAUCAGCAAGGCCUUGAGCACUUCACAAGGUCUCGUUGAUUGAUUGUUUACCAUACUUGGCAAAGGCUUUACUUCUCUUGUACUCCAGAGCGCUACUUACUAGUUGCCCUGCUCUGGUAUACUCGUGCGGUAGUAAUUUUCCUUAGCACAGCGAAGAGUUUUUGUUAUUUUUCGGUUUUCUUGUACUGUAACAUGUCAGCUGUAUGGGUAUGGCAAUUUUGACACUGAACACAGUUUUGUAUUCGUCAUUUCCCCCAAAUUUUCAGCAAAUGAUUCUUCAUCUGAAAUUGAACUUCUCUAUCUGUUA
Panicum virgatum (switchgrass) is the source of this 3356-nucleotide messenger RNA. RefSeq names its product nucleolar protein 14-like. The record is from RefSeq and is a predicted model, not a curated record. Lineage: Eukaryota; Viridiplantae; Streptophyta; Magnoliopsida; Poales; Poaceae. Bases 91 to 2865 code for a protein of 924 amino acids. The transcript is spliced from 14 exons. Gene Ontology annotation, biological process: maturation of SSU-rRNA. Gene Ontology annotation, cellular component: small-subunit processome; nucleolus; Noc4p-Nop14p complex.